Molecule: messenger RNA, 1179 nt
Organism: Schistocerca piceifrons (Central American locust)
Lineage: Eukaryota; Metazoa; Arthropoda; Insecta; Orthoptera; Acrididae
Exons: 3
Coding region: 1-1179 (392 amino acids)
Biological process (GO): leukocyte tethering or rolling; hemopoiesis
Cellular component (GO): plasma membrane
Source: RefSeq, a predicted model, not a curated record
AUGCCUGGAAAACUAAUAAUCACAAUUGAGAGUGCAAAGUUCACAUUGGAACAAAAGUCCAGUAUUAAUACAGGUGGUAUGGGCAAGAGACAGAAGGAAGGGAAGGGACAAGGGGGAUGUGGGACGAACAAAGCAGGGACGAACAAAGCAGGGACGAACAAAGCAGGGACGAACAAAGCAGGGACGAACAAAGCAGGGACGAACAAAGCAGGGACGAACAAAGCAGGGACGAACAAAGCAGGGACGAACAAAGCAGGGACGAACAAAGCAGGGACGAACAAAGCAGGGACGAACAAAGCAGGGACGAACAAAGCAGGGACGAACAAAGCAGGGACGAACAAAGCAGGGACGAACAAAGCAGGGACGAACAAAGCAGGGACGAACAAAGCAGGGACGAACAAAGCAGGGACGAACAAAGCAGGGACGAACAAAGCAGGGACGAACAAAGCAGGGACGAACAAAGCAGGGACGAACAAAGCAGGGACGAACAAAGCAGGGACGAACAAAGCAGGGACGAACAAAGCAGGGACGAACAAAGCAGGGACGAACAAAGCAGGGACGAACAAAGCAGGGACGAACAAAGCAGGGACGAACAAAGCAGGGACGAACAAAGCAGGGACGAACAAAGCAGGGACGAACAAAGCAGGGACGAACAAAGCAGGGACGAACAAAGCAGGGACGAACAAAGCAGGGACGAACAAAGCAGGGACGAACAAAGCAGGGACGAACAAAGCAGGGACGAACAAAGCAGGGACGAACAAAGCAGGGACGAACAAAGCAGGGACGAACAAAGCAGGGACGAACAAAGCAGGGACGAACAAAGCAGGGACGAACAAAGCAGGGACGAACAAAGCAGGGACGAACAAAGCAGGGACGAACAAAGCAGGGACGAACAAAGCAGGGACGAACAAAGCAGGGACGAACAAAGCAGGGACGAACAAAGCAGGGACGAACAAAGCAGGGACGAACAAAGCAGGGACGAACAAAGCAGGGACGAACAAAGCAGGGACGAACAAAGCAGGGACGAACAAAGCAGGGACGAACAAAGCAGGGACGAACAAAGCAGGGACGAACAAAGCAGGGACGAACAAAGCAGGGACGAACAAAGCAGGGACGAACAAAGCAGGGACGAACAAAGCAGGGACGAACAAAGCAGGGACGACGUCAAAUUCACACUAG